AGUGUGGUCAGUGCAUGAUAGUUACAGAACUCCCUCUCAACCAUUCAUAGGCAAUAGCUGCAGCAGAGAAUGGCUACCAAUGUUGAUCUUGGCGAAAUAGCCUUUACAGGAGAGUACGAUGUGAUUACUGACAGUGAAAUAUCUCAACUUCCUCUUGAAGUGCAGAGGAGCAUUGAAAAUGGCAAAAACUGCAAAACAGCUGAUUCGAUCAACAUCCUCGUGACAGGCAAGACAGGCAGUGGCAAGUCAACCCUGGUUAGUGGGAUCUUGGGGUUCAAAGUGGAGGACAAGAGUGAGGGACAAGUCAGCAAGCAUGAAAUAAAUAGAGAAGGAAUCACUGUGAGGGUCUGGGACAGUCCUGGGCUGCAAGAUGGAACUGGCAAUCAAGAAGACUAUCUCAAGCAAAUAAAACAGCAAUGCUCGUACAGGGAUUUAACUAUCUACUGCAUUAGAAUCUCAGACACGAGGUUUGUACACACUGCAGAAAAUCCAGAUGUCGUGGCAAUGAAAAAGCUCACCCAAGCUUUUGGUAAGGGCUUCUGGAGCAACUGCAUCAUAGCCUUGACCUAUGCUAACACUCUCACUGCAAUGGACCUGGACUGGGACACCUUUCCGGUGGCAGAGCAAGUCAGGAGGUUUGAAAGGAAGAUAAACGAGUGGAGAGAGCAAGUGCAAGAUAUUUUAGUUCAAGAUAUCGGCAUUUCAAGGGACACGGUCAAGACAAUCACCAUCGCUCCAGUCGGCCAUUAUCGAAAGCCACACCUUCCAGGCUGUGAAUACUGGCUAUCCAACUUCUGGUUCAAAUGUGUUGUGACUAUUUCAACUCUGGAAGUUCGUUGUGCUUUAGUUAAGAUCAAUCGGAAUCGGAUCAAGAGAGAAAAUGAAGUGAAAAAAAGUGAUUUUGGAAUGUCACCAGAAAUGCAACCGAUUGUAGCAACCAAAGGUACAAUUCCAAUUCCACAAAUAAUCGGAGCUGGAGUUGCUGGAGGCGCCAUCGGGAGUACUGUUGUUGGAUUGAUCAGCCUGGUUGCAGGUCCAGCAGCACUGUUUGUGUCAAUACCAGUGGGUUUCAUUAUCGGAGCUCUAAUUGGAGGAGGCCUGACUUUAAAGAGAUGACAAUCUUGAGACAGAAUAAGUGAUUAUAUACGUAAGCAUGCAUGCAGUUGCAAUAUACAUUCAUGUUAUACAGUAUAAUUAUUUCUAAGAAUUGA
Halichondria panicea is the source of this 1211-nucleotide messenger RNA. RefSeq lists its product as uncharacterized. The coding region runs from base 70 to 1116 and encodes 348 amino acids. Gene Ontology annotation, molecular function: GTP binding. Lineage: Eukaryota; Metazoa; Porifera; Demospongiae; Suberitida; Halichondriidae. The transcript has a single exon. The record is from RefSeq and is a predicted model, not a curated record.